CAUUGGCAACUGAGCACUCGUUCUUGUCUUUACAAAUAUUUGGAUCGAGCUGGAAAUGGGGUCAGGGUGAUAGAUCAUUCAUUGCAAGGGUUGUCGGUGGGGGUUUAAGACGAAGAAGAAUAAGAAGUAAAAGAAGAGCAAGGGAAUUGGAGGAUAUGUCUCCGUCGAAUGGUAAUGGUAAUGGCAGUGGAGGAGGAAAUGGGGCGAACUAUAUAGAGCACCAAGUAUCCAAAUUGGACACCCUCGCCGGUGUAGCCAUCAAGUACGGUGUUGAGGUAGCUGACAUUAAAAGGAUUAAUGGCCUGGCCACAGAUUUUCAAAUGUUUGCUUUGAAGACAUUGCAAAUACCAUUACCAGGAAGACAUCCACCAUCUCCCCUUGUGUCAAAUGGGUCUACUUCUCCAGGAGAACACAGCUCCAGAAAAGCACCCCCGUGCCUGGGACAAUCUAACAUGCUGGGAUCAUUACAGUCCUUAAGAGUGAAAGCACCUCAAAAGAGGGUGUCUCCAGCCAUGAGCACAUUACAGAAUUACUAUAAUCUGAAAUCUCCAUAUUUCAAGGGUGCAGCUGAAGGAACAGAGAUGGCAGUCUACAAAACCGAAAGAAACUCAGAUAAUGGUUACUUGCCUGAGAAUGGUGUGGUGACUGAGCAUGUGCCUUGUGCUGACCCUGGAGAUGGGGACGGUGAGAAAUCUGAUGAAAAGUAUGUCCGAAGGCGUUCAAAACCUGAGGUUGAUACCAGAGCUGGAACACCAGAAAGGUUGUUGAAUGGAGAAAACAGUGGUGGGAGCAGCGGCUUCUCAGUUUCUACGGGUAAAGGUUUAGCAAUGAGGCCCAAAUCAGCAAGCCGAACAACAUUAGUUGAUUCAGAGUCAGGAUGGUUGAAUUCUAUUCCAGUGGUGCUGGGAGAUUCCCUUAUAGCUGAUGGGCUAGCUGCAGUACGUAAAUCAUCAAGCACAUCAAGCCUGAAAGACCAGGAAACUAACACCUCAACCUCUGCUUGGCCAACUUCUAAGUGGAGCUUAAAAACAGACUUGCAAGCUCUAUCAGCUGCAGCCAUCACCAGGCCAAUUUUUGACGGCUUACCAAAACCAAUAUGUGGCCGCAGGAAUAAGGCUGCCCUUGAUUAGCAUCAAGCAUUUGCAGUAUGUGCAUUUGUGGAACCGGUUUGUUUCUUUACUUCAAUUUAAUGCACGGAAAUUUCUGAGUCAGAAAUACAGAUACAUCAUAUAGCUGCUUGGAAAGGAAGAAAAUGUUCAAGAAAGGAAAAGGAAGGCAGGUAAAUAUAUAAUACGGUACUUAGAAAUCUAUUCAUUUAUUGGUGAUUAGCCAUUGGUCUUUGAGAAUGACAUUGAUGGUCUGAAGCAAUAAAUAGCAGUAUUAGGGAAGUGUUAGUCAAAUUAAUUCACUUCGUUUCUUAAAGUGCACCUCAACACAAUUGUAUCAUUGAAUGCAUAUUGUCUAUCUCAUUCAGAAGAUUGUAUAUUGUUAUAAAUAAUACUUGGAAGACGCUAGUUUUCUAAUGAAAGUGCCUUUGGAUGAAAACAUCCAAAGAUGUCAAAUCUCCUUGGCAUCUAA
Messenger RNA from Juglans regia (Persian walnut), 1578 nucleotides. RefSeq lists its product as uncharacterized. The record is from RefSeq and is a predicted model, not a curated record. The transcript is spliced from 4 exons. NCBI's taxonomy places the organism in Eukaryota, Viridiplantae, Streptophyta, Magnoliopsida, Fagales, Juglandaceae. Bases 156 to 1130 code for a protein of 324 amino acids.